Messenger RNA from Chelmon rostratus (copperband butterflyfish), 2055 nucleotides. RefSeq names its product solute carrier family 52 member 3 (gene slc52a3-1). Lineage: Eukaryota; Metazoa; Chordata; Actinopteri; Chaetodontiformes; Chaetodontidae. Gene Ontology annotation, cellular component: plasma membrane. The transcript is spliced from 4 exons. Gene Ontology annotation, molecular function: riboflavin transmembrane transporter activity. Gene Ontology annotation, biological process: riboflavin transport. The coding region runs from base 281 to 1612 and encodes 443 amino acids. The record is from RefSeq and is a predicted model, not a curated record.
UGGAUAUACACGCUGCCCUCCGUUAUCCAGUGUGGCAGAUCUAUGCUUCCAGUGGACUCUGACCUACCCAGAAGCCAUGUGAUUCCCAUCAGCGUGUGUAUGUAAGACCAGCCAACGGAGAGCUCUCACUAACCUCCAUAUAAAAUGACUGAGUGAAUGACUGAAUGAGUCGUAUUCAACGCCUCCUGGGACUGAAGAAACUUGUGUGACACAAAGCAGAGGUGGGACCACUUGGAGAGACGUCUUCUUCUUCUUCAGACUCUCUUGAGACUGAUCCAGCAUGGCUCUGCUGGUCCACAUGCUGGCCUGUGCCUUUGGCCUGGGCGCUUGGGUGGCGGUGAACGGUCUGUGGGUGGAACUGCCGCUCAUCGUCAACUCUCUGCCGGAGCGCUGGGAGCUCCCCUCCUACCUGACGGUCAUAAUCCAGUUGGCCAACCUGGGACCCCUUCUGGUCACCCUCACGCACAAACUGUGCCCGGGCCGUCUUAAAGAGCACAUUGUAAUUUACUCCAUCCUCUCCAUCGGCGUCCUCGCCUGCAUCCUGCUCGCCUUCUUCUGGGACAAGACGACGAUUGUGGCCGGGGCGUCGCACAGCACUGCCUUCUUCAUCAUCACCUUCUUCCUCGCUCUGGUGGACUGCACCUCCUCAGUUACCUUCCUGCCCUUCAUGAUGCAGCUUCCAGCAAACUACAUCACCACGUACUUUAUUGGAGAAGGGCUGAGUGGUUUCAUUCCUGGCGUGAUCGCUCUGGCACAAGGUGUGGGCAUGGCCAAAUGUGUCAACUCCUCUGAGACCGCAGGAAACCAUACGGGCGAGAACAUGUGGUCAUUACAGACAGUUUAUCUCCCCCCCAACUUUUCCACUGAGGUGUUUUUCUUCCUCCUGGCAGCCAUGAUGUGCAUAAGUCUGGCUGCUUUUGUCGCGCUGAACAGGCUCCCUCGGACAUACGAGCUGUCCACCGAAAACCUGCUGCCAGACGCCGUGGCACCUGUCAGCUCCGGCCUGGACAACCCUGGAGCAGAGACUGAUGGAGAGGGUGGGAAAAGCAAAGGCGAGGGGGCGGCCCAGAGCAAGCUCCCGGAGCACACAGUGUACCAGCUGACCUUCAUCUACUUUAUGGUGGUGUGGGUUAACGCUGCGACCAACGGCCUGCUGCCCUCUGUGCAGACGUACUCCUGUAUGCCCUACGGGAACCUGGCCUAUCACCUCUCUGCUGCCCUGUCCUCAAUGGCCAACCCGCUGGCUUGCAUCAUUGCAAUGUUCUUCCAAAACAGGUCGCUGGUCUUCCUCGGCGUGCUGAUGGCGUUGGGGAUGGGAUUUGGCAGUUACAACAUGGCUAUGGCAGCUCUGAGUCCAUGUCCUUUGCUUCAAGGCUCUGUGGCGGGAGAGGUUAUCAUCGUGCUCUCAUGGCUCUUCUUCACUGGGACACUGACUUAUGUCAAAGUAAUGGUGGGUGUCAUCCUGAGAGACCGGAGCCACAGCGCCCUGGUCUGGUGUGGGGCUGCACAACAGAUGGGCUCACUGGUCGGCUCGGUCACCAUGUUCCCGCUGGUUAACAUCUACCGUCUGUUCCAGUCAGGAGACCUCUGCAACACUAAAUGUCCUCUAUGACAGCUGAUCUGAGGACGCUGAAGACACCACAACAACCUGAGAGCUAGAUGAAAAAAAUCAAUGCCAGUCUCAUACCUGUGUGAAGAGCAUGGCCUGUGGUUUUAUUCUCAUCUUGAGCCCACAGACAUGAGAGUGGUAAUGAGCGUAUUUCCCACAGAACAGCUCCUCUGAGGUUCUUGUGUGAGUCAACACACAACAAACAACAAAGUUCAACACUGGGAUGCUGCUCCUUUCUGAAUACAGUUUCUUGCCAGAAAGUGAACUGCAUGAAGCUGUCGUCACGCUUUUGCCCACUAGAUGGCGCAAGCACACUUCUCUAUAUUCAUUGACGCCACAGUGACCACAAAUCACACCCCAUGAAAUACAUCCGUACUGUGGACAGGAAAAAAAAAAGGAGAUGAAAAUGAUUUUGCACAUGCAGGCCAAAGAUUUAUUGCUGACAU